CACUUUGUCACGUUUUUUGCAGAACAUCCUUUUGAUUGCCGAUCGCCGAUCGCUUCCCGCGGCCGUCCGCCGCUCGCUUCCGUCAUGGCGGAAGCUCCGGGAGGGUGGCACUGCGUCGUUGUGGAACACUUCAGCGUCCGCUUGGAAGUGGGAGCGAAACCGACAGCAAUUCAGGGCAGAUGUUCAAUUAAAAACAGGUUUGCACAAGAUGACGCCUAGAUCCGCCAACUGUGCAACAUGUCCGCCUUUUACAAUCAUGUUGAAGUCAUGGCGGUUUUCUAUUUUUGAAGCGUAUCCAUUGGGGAACACAAGUUUUUUCCUGCUAUGCCGUGACUUCCGCGGCGUAGUUGGAAGACGGUAUGAGACCGAUGAUUUCAACUCGAUCAUGUUUCUUUUCUCCGGCUUCAGAUGGAGAAGCGGCGGACAUGCUGGUUAUCCGAAUCGGUGGCUGCACAUGGUCGGCCUCAAAUCCAACCCGUGGACCCCGCUCCUUCUCGCUUUCACGAUGGCCCUCCAAGGCGGGUCAGGGCCCCCGACAGCACACCAAGUACCGUGCACAGUCCAGCUGUGGUGGUCCCCCACAGGGCCUGAUCUUCCGAUUCUCACAGGUGGACCAGCUGCGCACUCGUUUGGUCCAGAUGCCGGAGCUCCAAGACGUCGCCCUACCACGGCUGCCUCCCAAGGCCACGUUUCGCUCCCUGGUGUCGGGGCGUUUUGAUGACAACUUCCUCCAGGAGAGGCAGGGUCUUUUGACGAAGUUCUUCGAAGACCUGGCAUCUGCGCUGAACACCAAAUACGCAGAGGUGGGCAACGUCGCGGAGCUCUGCGAGCCACUGGCCGAGUUUCUGGCAGCUGCGUCCCGUGCGGGGGAUGCAGCAGAGUUGGAGGCAGUCGCAGCAGUGGAGGCGGCGAUGCGGAGAGAGGAAGAUCGGCAGAUCAUCGCCACGCAGAACGCGGAGUACGAGGAGAGCCUUCGGCAAGAUGAGCUUCGACGCAUCGAAGAGGCUGAGAAGGCCGAACGGGAGCAACAAGCGGCCAUGGAGCAGGCGAAACGUCAAGAGGAGGAGGCGGCGCAGGCUCGAGAGCAGGAGGAGGCCUUGAAGCUUCGAAGGGAGGCCUUCGAGCUCGCACACCCCGAACCGCAAGCAGGAGAACCCCAGGCGAUGAUGCGCUUCCGGGCGCCUUCGGGCGCGACGCUGCAGCGGUGCUUCGGGGAGCUGGAGCGGGUGGCGGUGCUCUUCGAGUUCGUGGCACUGGCGGAGUGGGAUGGGCCCAAGACGCGCCACUUCGACCUCAGGACCUCGUUCCCCGUGACGAACCUGAAAGGCUUAGAGUCCCAGAGCCUCAGGGAUGCCGGGCUGUGUCCUUCCGCCACAUUGUUAGUGGCAGAGGAAACUUGAGUGCAGCGCAGCACGCGUCACCAAGGGGUGGCCGUGGCAGGGUUUGAGGGGUUCGGGACGUCUGACGCGUGACCACCUGAGAUGGCUCA
This is a messenger RNA of Durusdinium trenchii, 1489 nucleotides long. The record is from the annotation of a GenBank genome assembly. Lineage: Eukaryota; Dinophyceae; Suessiales; Symbiodiniaceae.